CGCUUGGGCGGUCGCGCCCCGCCCGUGAGGGGAAGUGAAACCUAAAUGCGCAGCGGGGAGGGGCGGGCUCGUCGCCGCGGCCUCGGCGGCUGCCGGGGCUCUGAGCACUGCUGCCAUGUCCCACACGGCGCCACAGGGCCCGGAGGAGGAGCGGCAAGGGAGGGCGCAGCGGCAGGAAGCGGCGAGGAGCAGUCGGGCGCGGCUCAAGAGCCGAUCGCAGCCCCCGGCGCUCAGCGGGAAGAGCCAGGAGCGGCAGGAGAGGAAACGGAAGAGGCUGGAGGCGCAGGAGCUCCAGAAGAUCCAGCACCUCGAGUCCUUCUAUGAGAAACCUCCCCCUGGGCUCAUUAAGGAGAAUGAAACAAAACCAGAGGACUGCAUACCUGAUGUGCCAGGCAAUGAAGGUGCCCGAGAAUUCCUGGCACAUGCCCCAACAAAAGGGCUUUGGAUGCCUUUGGGAAAAGAAGUCAAAGUCAUGCAGUGUUGGAGGUGUAAGCGUUACGGACACAGAACAGGAGAUAAAGAAUGCCCGUUCUUCAUUAAAGGCAACCAGAAAUUGGAACAAUUUAGAGUAGCACACGAAGAUCCAAUGUAUAAUAUAAUAAAGGAAAAUAAACGGCAAGAAAGAGAAAAGAGGAUAGAGGAGCUGAAGCAGCUCUUGGAGGACUCUACCUCAGAAGAUAACAGUGAUAAGGAUGAUGAAGACAGCAGCAGCUCCACUUCCUCCGAAGGCAGAGAUAAACAUAAGAAAAAAAAGAGAAAGAAGGAAAAGAAAAAGAAAGAAAAGAAGAAGAAGAAAAAGAGAAAGCGUAAGUCAUCUAAAUCUAAUGAGAAGUCAGAAUCUGAUUAGCAGCAGUCACCUGCUGCAUGCUCCUUGACCUCUUCUGGUGGAGUGAAAGGAAAAAUCCAAAGGAUGUGGAAGAAACCACCAGAAAAGCCUUUAUUAAACUGGGAAUGUAUAGAUGAUACAUAUGACAUCCUACGCUGGCCCGUCCAUUCCUGCCCCUUUGCAGCCAGAAGAGAACUGCAUUAAACAACUCUCUAUCAACCAUAUCUUUAUUGUAAAACCUGUGCUAAGGGUCAUCUGCCUUGGCCAGAUUUGGCUCUGCAUCGCCACAUGUGAUGGAAACAGCGACUUCCAAGGUACUGCCAACAAACCUGCAGCAGGAGCUGGCUGUCCGUUGAAGUGUCUUUUCUCUGUAAAGUUAUUGUAUUACAUACAGAGCACUGGGAGUUCAGUUACAGUGCUCAUAAGCAGCAGCUUGUACUGUAUUAUACUGCAUACAGCCUAUGUGAAGUUCAGUGUAUUUGUCCUACUACUGGCAGCUGGGAAGUAAAGAGCACUGCUGAAGGAAAGGAAGGUUAAUCAAGGGGAUCUACUUAAAAUUGCUGGGUUAAUAAAACUUGAGUGUUUUAUUGUGUGUAAUAAAAUUUCAACAUCAUCACCGUUAAUACACAUAGUUCUACAACACCUCAAACAUUUCUCCAACCUAUAGGAUUGGAAGCUGAGUGUAAAGAUGGAGUAGGUGUAGUUAUUUAAAAAGGGGUUUUCAUGUUCAAGAUGAAAAGGAUUCAUUUCUGUAUAUACUUUAGUAUCAGUUGUUUUGGUACAUCUGAGGUUUUUUUACUCGGGGAAAUAAAUUCCACCUUAUUUUUUUGUUUA
Neopsephotus bourkii (Bourke's parrot) is the source of this 1660-nucleotide messenger RNA. RefSeq names its product RP9 pre-mRNA splicing factor (gene RP9). The transcript is spliced from 6 exons. The record is from RefSeq and is a predicted model, not a curated record. Bases 116 to 847 code for a protein of 243 amino acids. Gene Ontology annotation, biological process: RNA splicing. Lineage: Eukaryota; Metazoa; Chordata; Aves; Psittaciformes; Psittacidae.